Messenger RNA from Paralichthys olivaceus (Japanese flounder), 2315 nucleotides. Its product is annotated as carnitine O-acetyltransferase. Gene Ontology annotation, cellular component: peroxisome. The record is from RefSeq and is a predicted model, not a curated record. Gene Ontology annotation, molecular function: carnitine O-acetyltransferase activity. Lineage: Eukaryota; Metazoa; Chordata; Actinopteri; Pleuronectiformes; Paralichthyidae. Gene Ontology annotation, biological process: carnitine metabolic process, CoA-linked.
UUUAAGAGGAGCUGUCGGUGGGUCUGGGGGGGGGGGGGUGCAGUCCCUCUCAGCUGAGAAUAGACGGUGACUGAGUUUGUCCUUGAGACAUGUCAGCCCGAGGCUUCAGCGUCCACACAGCCCGGGACAGUCCGAGACCUUAGCCCGUCUGUCCGCCAGCAUGUGGGCCGUGCUAGUCCGAGCCGGGUUCCGGUCAGGUGUGGUGAAGCCGUGUCGCCUGCUCAGAUCGGUGACACAGGUCCCAGAAAGGUCCCUGGUGCACCAGGAGAAUUUGCCCAAACUGCCCGUGCCGCCCUUGAAGCAGACAUGCGAGCACUACCUGGCCUCUCUGGAGCCCAUUGUCAGCCAGGAGGAGCUGGAACACACCCAGGAGCUGGUGGCGGAGUUCCUAAAGGGUGGUGUGGGAGAAAGGCUGCAGAAAGGCCUGGAGCGACGGGCACGCAAGACAGAAAACUGGCUCUCAGAAUGGUGGAUGCAGUCGGCCUAUCUGGACUGCCGUAUGCCGGUGGCGGUCUACACCAGCCCCGGGGUUGUCCUGCCACGAAUGCGCUUCCACGAUCGCCAAGGACAGAUGAGAUUUGCUGCCAGACUGAUCACAGGAGUUCUGGACUUUAAAAAAAUGAUUGACACUGACACCCUGCCUGUGGAGUACCUGAGUGGCAAGCCGCUGUGCAUGGAUCAGUACUACCAGAUAUUGUCCUCCUGUCGUGUCCCCGGCCCAAAGAGAGACACUGUUGUAAACCACACCAUCGGGAAAACACCUCCCACUCACAUCACUGUGGUCCACAACUUCCAGUUCUUUGUCUUGGACGUUUACAACAGCGAUGGCACGACACUGACAGUAGACCAGAUCUACAUGCAGCUGGAGAAGAUCUGGAACUCGUCUUUGCAAACAAACAAAGAGCCGAUUGGCAUCCUUACAUCACAGCACCGCAACACCUGGGGAAAAGCCUACAACAACCUGAUCAAGGAUAAGACGAAUAAGGAGUCAGUGCGUGCCAUCCAGAAAAGUAUCUUCACCGUUUGCUUGGACGCCCCAAUGCCGCGCGUAUCAGAUGAGCUGUAUCAGAGCCGUGUGGCGGCGCAGAUGCUACAUGGAGGAGGAGCUCGAUGGAACAGCGGCAACCGCUGGUUUGAUAAAACAUUGCAGUUCAUAGUUGGUGAAGACGGUACGUGUGGACUGGUGUACGAACAUGCACCCGCUGAGGGUCCACCCAUCGUGUUCCUCGUGGACUACGUUGUUAAAUACAUGCAGAAGACUGAAAUUGUCCGCUCCCCCAUGGUUCCCCUGCAGAUGCCUCAGAAGCUGCGUUUUAACAUAACACCUGAAGUCAAGAGAGACAUUGAGAAAGCCAAACAAAAUAUGAACAUAAUGGUGCACGACUUAGAUGUGAAGGUGCUUAUGUUUUCUCAUUUUGGAAAAAAUGUGCCAAAGCAACAUAAGCUGAGUCCAGAUGCUUUUGUGCAAAUGGCUCUUCAGCUUGCCUACUUCAGGAUGUAUAAUACCUGCUGCUCCACAUAUGAGAGUGCAUCGCUACGAAUGUUUAAAUAUGGCCGAACGGAUGCCAUCCGUUCAACCACUGUUGAGUCGUUUAAAUUUGUCCAGGCAAUGCAAGAACCAGCUAAACAGAACACAGAGACGCUGGAGCUGCUGCGGAAGGCUGUUCAGACACACAAGGACAACACGUACAAAGCGAUUCAUGGACAAGCCACAGACAGACACCUCCUUGGGCUGAAGAUCCAGGGUAUCGAAGACCUGACCUCCAUGCCUGAGAUAUUCAUGGACACAUCUUUUGCUGUGGCUCAGCAUUAUAAUCUCUCCACCAGCCAGGUUGGCUCCAAGACAGAUUGCGUGAUGUGCUUUGGUCCAGUGGUGCCAGAUGGCUAUGGAGUGUGUUACAAUCCCAUGGAUGAGCACAUCAACAUCGCCAUCACAGCCUUCAACAGCUGUGAGGAGACAAACGCUGCCAAGUUUGCCCAGGCUGUAGAGGAGGCUCUUUUGGACAUGAGGGCACUGCUGGAAGACACGGCGAAAACCGAGCAGUGAUCCCGCACGGGAGCCUGCCGUGGUGUUUGUGUCUCACUGCGGCAUAGAGGAGCUCGAACUGAGUCGCUGGCAGAGCGCCGCACUGGCAUCAACUCACAAUGUACUGAGUGUGUUGGAGCUGAGGGGGAAACCUGUUAACGAAGGAUUGUGGGAAGACAGUGGGAAUGUGUGACUGUUAUACACUGCUUUUGAAAGGAGAAUUAAAUCUCUAUGAUGGGAAUUCUAUAUUUUAAUAUAUUGUGUUAUAUACAUUUAAAAUUUAAAUGGA